AUGUAUAACGCAGCAUCCUUGUAUUCGCAACCCAGUACUACCCAGCAGGCCACGGACGAAGUCAUCGCGGACUCUGAACCGGAGAGAGAGGGGCGUCGCCAACGUGACAAGCAGCUUAAGAAACGCGGCAAGAAGACUAAGCAAUCUAAAGAAGAAGUCAUCGAAUUGACGGACAGUGACGUUGGGUCUGCAGCGCCUGCGACGAAGGGCAUUCGCGCCAGAAUUAUCAUCGAAGUUACGGCAACUGACAACCGCGGCGCCGAGAUCCCUGAUGAUGAUGAUAACGCAAGUGAGACGACAUUCCCUUCAUUGGGAGCACUGCUCCAAGAGCAACUGCCGACCAGACGAGACCCGACUCCUGGCGCAGCUGUUAACCAUGACAUCAACACAUCGGGCAACGAGGAUGAAAAUAUUGGAUCAAAAUUGAAACAGUUUGCAUAUAUCCUGCCUCCCAGGCUGUCGCGGAACCCCUCUUUAGCGCUCAGCUCUCGCUCGGGAUCUAUAGCAAGUACAAGUAGGCCAAAGCACCCGUACAAAAAAAGCACGCCGCAGACUGCCUACCCCUUCUCUGCUGAGUUCUCUGACGCUGAUAUGACGAGGCUUCGCACAUGUGUUGGCUGCGAGUGCGCCUGGACCACCCGGAAGACAGUUGCUCAAAAGCUUAAGCACAUACGUACCUGUGCGAAGAAGAGGGCGCUGACAAAUGAGACCAUUACAAUCCUCAUACGAAAGGAGCUGGAUAAAGCACCUCCCACAACUAUUCGCGAGGAGCCACAGAUACCCGAAACACUACUCGAAGACGUGAUGCAGGAUACAGGUGCGAAAAGGAAGGGCAAACGGAAGCAAGUGGCAAGCACUGUACAGACUCUGGCAGAAACUCGCGGCGGCAUCCUUGGUAGGGCUCGCGAGAUGCUGGGCAAUUCGCAGCCUCGGCUCUCUGCUACCUCAAACGACAGUAUUGCUUCCAGUCGACGCGCUCACCCUGCGAUGCCUCCGCCAACACAAGCAUUUGGCGAAAGUAGCUUGAUGCGCCGCCAGGUCUCCGACGGCGAGCCCGUACAGCAGAUCGCAUUUGCAUCUACUCAAGUCUUCGCUCCCAGUAAACUUGCUACCUCGCAAACUACGACCUUAAACAACUCCUCACCUCGCGCUCUGGGCUCUGAGGCCGCUAAAAUGCCACCGCCAACUCAAGCUUUCGCUUCGAGCUCGAUCGGAACAACGACACGCUUCAUGGAGAUGACGAGUCCCCCCAAUCCUUCCUCUGGGACCCUGGCGUCAAGCGCAAACGCAGCCACUCAGAUGCCGCAGUUGGUGAACACUGACUCUCCCGCUGUUGAUUCACGAUUAUCUGACCCGAGCCACGAUCCCCUUCAUUCCACAACGUCCAACACCCUGUACUGCAACGAUGUUGGCAUCGCGGGGGGCUCCGCUUAUGAUGUAUACUACGAUUACGAAAAUCAAGCUCGCUGGAGUUUCGAUGACGCCGUUAUGCACUUUGAUCCACAUCUACCAGCUGCUGGCCGAUACGAAGUCUCAAAGUCAGCCACGCCAGGCCCUUCGACCCAAUUAGAAGCGCGAGAAGACUUGAUCGGAUGGCUUGGAGUGCAUGAAGCUGAUCAAGAUGGCACAGUCUCGAACAACGAGAUUCAAUCGCUGAAGACAGUGAGGCAAAAGAAAGCCCAGUCAAAGAAGAAACGAGUUGGAGAAACAGGCAGUGCAGAACCCGAAGUAGUCUCACCCGCCGAGAUCACAGAGACCGAGUUUGACGACAUGGGACCCCGCCUUGCAUCUGCGCGUCUUGCGUUACGAGAUGGCGAAGGAUCUUGGCUUGCUGCGUAG
This is a messenger RNA of Postia placenta MAD-698-R-SB12, 1839 nucleotides long. RefSeq lists its product as hypothetical. NCBI's taxonomy places the organism in Eukaryota, Fungi, Basidiomycota, Agaricomycetes, Polyporales, Adustoporiaceae. The transcript has 6 exons. The record is from RefSeq and is a predicted model, not a curated record. Bases 1 to 1839 code for a protein of 612 amino acids.